UAUAAAAUGAAAAUCUAAACUAUUACCAAAAUCUCUUGAAUUUCCUGGACUUUAAUUAAGUUAGAAGAGGAAUUUCAAAUUUAAGCACUGAAUAAAUCUAAAAUCAAUACUUUGAUUAAUAAAUAAAAUCUAAUUUGCUCUAUCUUUAUCAAAUAAAAUUAAAUAACUUGAAUAACCUUGAGAGUUGCCUUCAAUUAUGAAUAAAUAGAUCAGAAAAUGUACUUAAAGGAUUAGAGCUUCUAAGAGAAUCAAUAAACAACAAGAGGGUAAUAAUCUCAAUAAUUAUAAUUAAAUUAGGAUUGUAAUCAAGAGACUAAAGAAUGGAUCUAUAUUUAUAAUUAGAAAUGAAAAUUGAAAAUAAGGAAAUUAUAAAUAGAAAACUAAUAAAAUUGAAUAUGAAAAUCUAGUCUUAAGUUAUAACCUUUUGA
This is a messenger RNA of Paramecium sonneborni, 428 nucleotides long. The record is from the annotation of a GenBank genome assembly. NCBI's taxonomy places the organism in Eukaryota, Ciliophora, Oligohymenophorea, Peniculida, Parameciidae.